CGCCUCAGCACUUUCCUCGGGAGCCGAGCGGGUGCGCGCCGCGCAGACAAAAGCCAGCAAGUAGCGAGCGAGAGACGCGAGGAGGGGCUGGCCGGGAAAGAGGAGCCGCUCAGCCACGUUCCCCGCACACACGCGCGCCCGCCCUGCACUCAUCCAUCUUGAAGGGGCUCGCCUGCUGCUGCUGUCGCCGCUGCUGCCGCGCCCCUCUCCGGGACUUGCGCCUGGUUUCGCUCGUAGGGCAUGCCCUCGCGCCUCCUUCGCCAAUGUUUCACUGGAGCAAGUGGAAGAAAAGGAUGGGAGGCAGCAUGUCGUCCUCGUCUUCCAAGAGACCCGUCUUCGACGAGAAGGAGGAUGUGAACUUUGAUCACUUUCAGAUUCUCCGAGCAAUUGGGAAGGGAAGUUUUGGCAAGGUGUGCAUCGUACAAAAGAGGGAUACAGAAAAGAUGUAUGCUAUGAAGUACAUGAACAAACAGCAAUGCAUUGAAAGAGAUGAGGUUCGGAAUGUGUUCCGAGAACUAGAGAUCUUGCAGGAAAUUGAGCAUGUCUUCUUGGUGAAUCUCUGGUACUCUUUUCAGGAUGAAGAAGACAUGUUUAUGGUAGUAGAUUUACUCCUGGGUGGUGACCUUCGUUAUCAUCUCCAGCAAAACGUGCAGUUUACAGAGGAAACGGUGAAACUCUAUAUCUGUGAGAUGGCUUCAGCCUUAGAUUAUUUACGCAGUCAGCAUAUUAUACACAGAGACGUUAAACCAGACAACAUUCUCCUUGAUGAACAAGGCCAUGCACACCUAACAGAUUUUAAUAUCGCAACAAUCGUCCACGAUGGUGAAAGAGCAACUGCUUUAGCCGGGACAAAGCCUUACAUGGCUCCAGAAGUAUUUCAUUCUUUUCUGAAUGGUGGAACUGGUUAUUCCUUUGAAGUUGACUGGUGGUCACUGGGAGUGAUGGCAUAUGAGCUCCUUCGUGGAUGGAGGCCUUAUGACAUCCAUUCCAAUAGUCCUGUAGAAUCCUUGGUUCAGUUGUUCAGCACUGUGAGCGUCCAGUACAUGACAACAUGGUCAAAAGACAUGGUGGCAUUAUUAAGGAAGCUUUUGACGGUGAACCCUGAGCAUCGCUUUUCUAGCUUAGCUGACAUCCAGACUUCCUCUUACUUAUCCAGCGUGGACUGGGAGGAGAUCUGUGAGAAGAAAGUGGAGCCGGGCUUUGUUCCUAAUAAAGGCCGCCUGCACUGCGACCCCACCUUUGAGCUAGAAGAGAUGAUCUUGGAGUCAAGGCCGUUGCACAAGAAGAAGAAGAGACUGGCAAAGAAUAAAUCCCGGGAUAAUAGCAAGGACAGCUCACAAUCGGAAAAUGAUUACCUCCAGGACUGCCUUGAAGCAAUUCAGCAAGACUUUGUCAUUUUUAACAGAGAGAAGCUGAAGCGGAGCCAGGAUCAAAUGAACAAGUCGAUUUCUCCCCCCGAAACCACUGACGAAGCUGAAACAGAAACAGAGUCUGAAAAUUCCAACCUGAAUAUGUGUAGCUCAGUAUGUUCUUCCACUGGCAGCAGCUAGGACUACAGGGACAAGGCAAAAGGGGCCAGGAGCUUGUGUGUCUCUUGAAUAAAUCAUUCUCAGGUUGCACUGACAAACAGACAACAGUACACUGAGUACUUUAGUUAAGAAACCAGAAGAGGAGUCACAAAAAUCAACACUGUAGAGCCGUAGCAGAGGCAGCUACUUCUUACAGAACUGUGUUCGUGGAUCAAAGUGAUUGCCAGACGCCUGCUAUGAGGAAAGAUACUUUGCUAUGCAGCAUUCCGGCAAACACAGGGCCAUUUCCUUUGUUUUCUUUUCACAGGGGCGGAAAGCUUUCCGACAUAUAUUUUCAGGUGUUGGGGUCAAAAAGUCUGACUUAGGUCCAAGGUAUUACAGAACAAGACUGCACAAAGUGGGAUAGGAGGACAAGGGGAGAUGGGGAAAAUGGUUGUAAACCAGCCAUUGCUGCACUGCCCUUGUGCCCCAACUAAACUAAUGCAAAAUAGCCUCUCUGUAUUUUCAGAGCCUCUGAGGCUCUUACAGAACAGGGUAGCCACAAGUAGUGUGAAGGGACUGAACUCAAUGGAUAACAUCUAUGGUGACCUCUUGGCUCUACUUGGUUUCUACUGAGCCUGGUCUCAUAGAUGCUUCUCAAGGUGUCAGGAUACUCCAAGCUAGGGGCACAAAAUGCACCAGCUGGAAUUUUCAAAGGGUGUGGUACAAAGCAGGGCGUUGCUCUAAAUAUACUGGAUCUUUUCACAUAGCUCUCCUUACUUACAAGGAGCUCAUAGGCUAUAAGCAGAUAAAUCAAGGUUAGUGUUGCUUCGUUUGUCCCUGCAAAGGAGCAGGGCACUACUUGGGUGGGAGGCAGAGAUGAGAGCUAUAAAACAGUGCAGAGGAAGUGAUGCCUCAUUGCACCCUUCUGCUGACAUGGUUCAAAGUGUAAAUUUAAAGUACUGUAUAUAACUUCCUGACCUCUGUCUUCAUCUGUAGAGGACAGGAAAACUCUGAUGUUUGCUCCAGCUGUGGAUAUUGCCUUUUUAAUUGUUUCCAAAGCCUUUUUUUUCUAUGACAGGCUUCAUGGUGUCGUCUACUGCAUAGUGGCUUAAAGUGACUACAAAAAAUCCACCUGUAGCCCUUGGUUCCAGGAGAUCGAAUCUUCGUGCUGUACAGAAACCUCAUACCUGUUUUACUCCACCUGUUUGUUAGCCUGUGUCUAAGAGAUUGCCCUGUUUGCAUCCUGAUUGUAUUUUUCUGAAGGGAGGUGAACUUUGCAUGCUUUCAAGUUGGAAGAGCUCUUUUCUACUGUCUUAACGAGGUGCUUGCCAGAGGCCAAUAUGCCAGGGACCAAACUGCAGCCCUCUGGCUGGAGGCAUCUAUCCAGCCUUCAUAGCGAAGCUGCUGCCAUCUCUGAAGCUGUGCUGGCACGUUCCUUUAUAUUCUAUGCUGCCGGAGACCAGUGAUAGCCUGGUGCUCACCACCUCUUUCCACAGGUGCAGCAUAUGAUAUAUUUGUCGUUGAUCUGAAUUUCCAUAAGCACAGUGUGCCGUAACAGUGCAAUCCCCAGCAAAGUCCCAACCUCAGGUUCAGUAGACACAGGAAGCUGUGACUCUGCUUAGGAUUGCACAGCAUAUGACAUGACCAGUAUGUAGGAAUUUUAUAUGGGUGCCUGCCAAAAAAACACGCUUCCCUUUCCGCAGUUUUAUGUGGAGGCCAGGAGGCAAUACAAAUGUACACAAAUCAGAAUGUCAUAAGCUCCCCCACCAAACAAACAGGUCAAGUUCCUUUUUGGCACAGUGGGUGUGGGUGUAUACAAAAGCCAAAGCUUUUUUCUCAUGGCUUCUGGAUAUAUGGCAUGUCCUUUCUGCAGCUGAAAGUGUAGAAACUGCACUAGGUCUUGGCAAUGUUGCAAGUGUCCUUAUCUCACAGAGGUCUGUUGAAGAGCCGCUCUCUCUGCCCUAAGUCUUGCUGUACCAGGUUAGGCUGCAUUCCUCCACCUGCUUUCCCAGUACAAUGCCACAGCAUGUGAUGUUAUGCUGGCCACACAAGAAUAUCUUGCCAGAGGUAUAGCCAAACAUACCAGCAGAAAUGUUCAUAUUCAAAGAGCCAGCACUGUUACAGAACAUUGUGUGCAGCUGUGUUAGCACAGCAUGAAAUGUACCCCAUCCCAUAAAAUUGAAGUAUGGGUGGCAGUUGUAUGUUUGAUUGGACUGAAACACCUCAUUGGGAACGAUAAAUUUAUCAGUCAGAGAUGAAGAGUGUGCUUGGGGAAGCAAACAUUAUGAUAAAUGUUCUCCCUUGAUUUAGGAAAAAAACCACUGCUAGUUCAUUAAAAAGUAAUUGACACCGAA
Molecule: messenger RNA, 3865 nt
Organism: Heteronotia binoei (common prickly gecko)
Lineage: Eukaryota; Metazoa; Chordata; Lepidosauria; Squamata; Gekkonidae
Gene: STK32C
Product: serine/threonine kinase 32C
Exons: 12
Coding region: 264-1550 (428 amino acids)
Biological process (GO): protein phosphorylation; regulation of signal transduction; G protein-coupled receptor signaling pathway
Molecular function (GO): ATP binding; G protein-coupled receptor binding; G protein-coupled receptor kinase activity
Source: RefSeq, a predicted model, not a curated record